Molecule: messenger RNA, 1653 nt
Organism: Thyridium curvatum
Lineage: Eukaryota; Fungi; Ascomycota; Sordariomycetes; Thyridiales; Thyridiaceae
Exons: 6
Coding region: 1-1653 (550 amino acids)
Biological process (GO): Golgi organization
Cellular component (GO): endoplasmic reticulum-Golgi intermediate compartment; endoplasmic reticulum; membrane
Source: RefSeq, a predicted model, not a curated record
AUGGCUAGAAUAACCUGGUUUGAAAUGACAUCUCUGACUCUGGCUGCACCCACUGUCAUCGUUCUGGGCUGUGCAACAACGAUCAUCGGCUGCUGGCAUGGCAUGGCGGGAGCUGUAGAGGACAAAGAGCAGCAAAGAGUGGCUUUCAAACGCCCGGAGCAGCUCCAUCGAGCAUGUGGUGCUGCUCCGGGGUCUGCCAGCCCCUACCCCACUGUCCGUGCAUGGUUCCUUUCUGUUACGGAGGAACCUUGGGUCGGCAGUGGCGCGACCCCUAGAGCCAAGUACCCCGCUAUGGGUGUCCAGGCCAGGGCCCUCGCACGCUUCCGGCUUGAGGACACAGUGGUUCAAUCCGCAUCAAGGAGCUACAUCACUGCCAGAACCCCCGUCCACAUUUUUGUUCCAGCACAAGUGGACAGCAUUCACGAACUCACUUCCCAGCCUCUCUUCCCCUCCCUUUCUCUCGCAGCAGCAGCAGCAGCUCAAAGCUCCCGAUCGAUCCUCAUCGCCGCCUCGUAUCUUUUCCUGUGGCCUUUCCCACCAAGCUUACUCAGUUGGUGCAACAGUCUCUGCUUUGUUUUGGCCGCUUCAAUAUCGCCAGACCCGCGCCCGAGCUUCCCUGCUCUCCUCCCGCCGCCCAGCUCUCAACCCCGGGAAGAGCUCGACAGUCUUUUCCAGCCUCCAUCGUGCAAUAGCGCAUCUGCUCCUUGCACACACCGACUACCGUCCCAUUAUCCCAUCAAUAUGGCGACGAUGCGAGGUCCCACCGGCUACGGCAUUGGCCAGCCCAAUCCCUUCGGCGGCCCUGCCUCCCCCCAGGACCAGGAGAACUCGAGCCCUCUGGACGCCAUUCGCGAGCAGACGAGCAAGAUUGAGGACAUGCUCGACACCAUCAGCGAGCCCAUCAAGCCCUACCUUCCCGCGAUUGGCCGUUUCCUGAUUGUUGUGACCUUCCUCGAGGACGCGCUCAGGAUAAUAACACAAUGGAGCGAUCAGCUUCACUACCUGCACGACUACCGCCACAUCUGGAGUGGUGUGACCCACCUCUUCCUCAUCGUCAACGUGAUCGCCAUGAGCAUCUGCUCGGGGCUCGUCAUUGCCAGGAAGUACUCGGAAUAUGCCGUCGGCGGUCUCAUUGCCGUUGUUGUCAUGCAGGCCCUCGGCUACGGCCUGAUCUUUGAUCUCAACUUCUUCCUCCGCAACCUCUCCGUCAUGGGCGGCCUCCUCAUGGUCCUCUCCGACUCGUGGAUCCGCAAGACGCAGGCCUUUGCCGGCCUUCCCCAGCUCGAGGAGAAGGACCGCAAGAUGUACAUCCAGCUCGCCGGACGUGUUUUGCUCAUCUUCCUCUUCAUUGGCUUCGUCUUCAGCGGCGAGUGGACGCUUGGCCGCAUCCUCGUCUCCCUGAUCGGCCUCGUCGCCUGUGUCAUGGUUGUCGUUGGUUUCAAGGCCAAGGCCAGCGCCACGCUUCUCGUCGUCAUCCUCAGCGUCUUCAACAUCCUCGUCAACAACUUCUGGACUCUCCACGAACAGCACCCCCACAAGGACUUUGCCAAGUACGACUUCUUCCAGAUUCUGUCGAUUGUCGGCGGUCUUUUGCUGCUCGUCAACAGCGGGCCCGGCAAGGUCAGCUUCGAUGAGAAGAAGAAGGUCUACUAG